AUGUUUCGAACAACACUUGCUCAUGUUACUAGCCUGGUCAAAACCGGCUUCAAGAGCCAGGUCAGAAACCGUCGUAUAAUCGAUGUCGCUGAUGCAAAUAAGGGGCAGCUACGAGAUAUCCCUCGCAAAUCUUUUACACAUAGCCUCGUGCAGUGUGAAAGUCUGAAGGGACUGGAACGACCCAAGCUCUCGACUGUAAGCUGUAAUAGCCAGCGAUACCCAAAUCACUCUAAGCGUCCCGCAUUAUGUGCGAAAGCGCAGUGCCCCAUAUCAAGCUUCAGUACCAGUCAACGUACACGUCCCCGGGUGGAGGGUGCCUCUGGAAGGCGACAACAUCCAUCCAUUCACUUAAACACCAAAAGGCCAUGUACCUCUAGUUCUACAGCUCAGUCGACAACCGAGCAUAUCCAAGAUUCGGAAAAAAUUUCCCACAUCGUCAAAGCCAAACCAGCAACCCCAGCCCUGGACUCGCGCCCUCAGCUACCCAAAGACAACCCAACUCCAAAGUUUGCUCCCGACUCAGGAGCGCACAAGUUCUGGAGUCACCGACUGUACAGAUCGCCAGAUGGAAAGGAGAUCCUUGUACAUUACUGUAAAACCCUAGAAAGCGCCGAAACAAUAUCGAAGAUGUUCUCGGACGAAUCCAUUCUUGGACUCGACAUAGAAUGGAAAGCCAACGCCUCCGCGGCGGAUGGCAUACUAAAGAAUGUAUCGCUAAUUCAGCUUGCGAGUUCGAGGCGAAUCGCACUCUUCCACAUCGCUAUGUUUAGACCAGCGAGGGGUGCGAAAGACCUCGUACCCCCUACUCUGAAACGCAUCCUGGAGUCUCCGGGUAUAACAAAGGCUGGCGUAUCGAUCAAAGCAGACUGCACGCGAUUGCGCAAGUACCUUGGGAUUGAUACGCGCGCCAUCUUUGAACUGAGCCAUUUGUACAAGUUGGUCAAGUACAGCCAGUCUAACCCAGAGCUAAUUAAUAAGAGGACUGUCAAUUUGAGCGCCCAGGUUGAAGAACACUUUGGGAUUCCUCUGGCGAAAGAUGUUGAGGUUCGAUGUAGUGAUUGGGCGUCUGCGCUAGACUAUUCGCAAGUUCACUAUGCUGCGGCUGAUCCAUUCGCAUGCGUGUGUCUGUUCAAUACUAUGAAUGAGAAACGGAUGGCUCUAGAUCCAGUGCCUCCUUUGCCAGCACAUGCUGAGUUGAAUUUACCAAUUCAGAUAGUCCAUGAGACCCCUUUGAAUACUGAGCCUGAGGAAGUUGAGGUUAUCGAGCCGAUAGAUAAUCUACUAGUGGGGACUAAGGAACGUUCCUGA
Molecule: messenger RNA, 1308 nt
Organism: Aspergillus caelatus
Lineage: Eukaryota; Fungi; Ascomycota; Eurotiomycetes; Eurotiales; Aspergillaceae
Product: 3'-5' exonuclease
Exons: 2
Coding region: 1-1308 (435 amino acids)
Biological process (GO): nucleobase-containing compound metabolic process
Cellular component (GO): cytoplasm; nucleus
Molecular function (GO): 3'-5' exonuclease activity; nucleic acid binding
Source: RefSeq, a predicted model, not a curated record